Messenger RNA from Acanthosepion pharaonis, 1341 nucleotides. NCBI's taxonomy places the organism in Eukaryota, Metazoa, Mollusca, Cephalopoda, Sepiida, Sepiidae. The record is from the annotation of a GenBank genome assembly.
AUGGCCAGGCACCUAGUCCAUCGGCUGCACACACUAUCUAUGGCCAGGCACCUAGUCCAUCGGCUGCAUUUCACUGAAAAUGGCCAUCUAGUCCAUCGGCUGCACAUACCAUCUAUAAAAAAGGCACCCAGUCCAUCGGCUAUACACACAUUCUCUGGCCAGGCACCCAGUCCAUCGGCUGCACACACUAUCUAUGGCCAGGCACCAAACAUCGGCUGCACACACUAUCCAGGCACCACCCAGUCCAUCGGCUGCACACACCAUCUGGCGGCCAGGCACCUAGUCCAUCGGCUGCACACACUAAAUCUAUGGCCAGGCACCUAUCCAUCGGCUGCACACACUAUCUAUGGCCAGGCACCUAGUCCAUCGGCUGCACACACUAUCUAUGGCCAGGCACCUAGUCCAUCGGCUGCACACACUAUCUAUGGCCAGGCACCUAGUCCAUCGGCUGCACACACUAUAUAUUCGUCACCCAGUCCAUCGGCUGCACACACUAUCUAUCACAGGCACCUAGUCCAUCGGCUGCACAUUAUUUUCUAUGGCCAGGCACCUAGUCCAUCGCAGACACUAUCUAUGGCCAGGCACCUAACUAAAAAGACGCAAGCUGCCGACAGACUGCCGACAGAAGCUAACAGACUAAAAGACGUGCAAGCUGCCGACAGACUAAAAGACGUGCAAGCUGCCGACAGACUAAAAGACGUGCAAGCUGCCGACAGACUAAAAGACGUGCAAGCUGCCGACAGACUAAAAGACGUGCAAGCUGCCGACAGACUAAAAAUUAAACUAAAAGACGUGCAAGCUGCCGACAGACUAAAAGACGUGCAAGCUGCCGACAGACUAAAAGACGUGCAAGCUGCCGACAGACUAAAAGACGUGCAAGCUGCCGACAGACUAAAAGACGUGCAAGCUGCCGACAGACUAAAAGACGUGCAAGCUGCCGACAGACUAAAAGACGCAAGCUGCCGACAGACUAAAAAGACGUGCAGCUGCCGACAGACUAAAAGACGUGCAAGCUGCCGACAACCAAAACGUGCUGCCGACAGACUAAAAAGACGUGCAAGCUGCCGACAGACGACGCAAGCUGCCGACAGACUAAAAGACGAAGCUGCCGACAGACUAAAGACGCAAGCUGCCGAAGACUGCCGACAGACUAAAAAAAGACGUGCAAGCUGCCGACAGACUAAAAGACGAAGCAGCCGACAGAAAGACGUGCAAGCUGCCGACAGACUAAAAAGACGUGCAAGCUGCCGACAGACAAAAGACGACUGCCGACAACUAAAAAAAGACGUGCAAGCUGCCGACAGAAGAAAAACAGACGUGCGCAAGCUGCCGACAGACUAA